This is a messenger RNA of Passer montanus (Eurasian tree sparrow), 1133 nucleotides long. It is a transcript of the gene NPSR1, whose product is annotated as neuropeptide S receptor 1. The transcript is spliced from 9 exons. Gene Ontology annotation, biological process: neuropeptide signaling pathway; positive regulation of release of sequestered calcium ion into cytosol. Gene Ontology annotation, cellular component: membrane; cytoplasm. Gene Ontology annotation, molecular function: neuropeptide receptor activity; vasopressin receptor activity. Lineage: Eukaryota; Metazoa; Chordata; Aves; Passeriformes; Passeridae. The coding region runs from base 1 to 1122 and encodes 373 amino acids. The record is from RefSeq and is a predicted model, not a curated record.
AUGGAGGUCAACUCCACAGAAGCCAGCAGCAGCUCCCAGGGAGGCACCGGCUGUCUGGAUUUUCCCCUUGUCACUUUUACUGAAACGGUGACUUUCACAGAAGCGGUGGCAGAAGAGGAGUGGGGAUCCUUUUACUAUUCCUUUAAGACAGAGCAGCUGGUGACUCUUUGGAUUCUCUUUAUUGUCACAAUUGCUGGAAAUGCCAUCGUGCUCUUCUCUACCUGGAGGAGGAAGCGGAAAUCUCGAAUGACCUACUUUGUUACUCAGCUGGCAAUCACAGAUUCAUUCACAGGACUCAUCAACAUAAUGACUGACAUCAUUUGGCGCUACACUGGAGAUUUUAUGGCCCCUGAUAUCGUUUGCAGGGUCGUUCGCUACUUCCAGGUGGUCCUUCUCUAUGCGUCCACUUAUGUCCUCGUGUCACUAAGCAUAGACCGGUAUCAUGCCAUAGUUUACCCCAUGAAGUUCUUGCAAGGAGAAAGGCAGGCAAAAGUGCUUAUUGGAGUGGCCUGGAGCCUUUCCUUCCUGUUUUCCAUACCCACUCUGAUUAUUUUUGGGAAACGGCAGCUCUCCAACGGGGAAGUGCAGUGCUGGGCUCUCUGGCCUGAUGACUCCUACUGGAUCCCCUACAUGACAGUUGUGGCUUUCCUGGUGUAUUUCAUUCCUCUGAUCAUUAUCAGUGUCAUAUACUCAAUCGUGAUUCGAACCAUCUGGAUGAAGAGCAAAGCUCAGGCUGUCAUCAUAUCCAGCUGUCCUGGUGGCAAAACCUCCCGUGGCUACAGCAGUCGUGGGUUCAUAUCCAGGGCGAAGGUGAAAGCGAUCAAGUACAGCAUUGUAAUUAUCCUUGCAUUUAUUCUCUGUUGGAGCCCUUACUUUCUGUUUGAUAUCCUGGACAACUUCAACAUACUGCCUGAGACCAAAGAACGCUUCUACGCGUCUGUGAUUAUUCAGAACCUGCCAGCCUUGAACAGCGCCGUCAACCCUCUCAUCUACUGCUUCUUCAGCAACAGCCUCUGCCCCCCUUCUGAGGAAAGAAGGACUCAAAGGCUGGGGGGCACUUUCAGGGAAAGGAGUGAUGGAGGGCAGGAGAUGCAGGUCCUGUCAAAACCAGAAUACAUCUAGCACGGACAAUG